Messenger RNA from Salarias fasciatus (jewelled blenny), 1697 nucleotides. RefSeq names its product growth arrest and DNA-damage-inducible, beta b (gene gadd45bb). Gene Ontology annotation, cellular component: cytoplasm; nucleus. The transcript is spliced from 4 exons. Gene Ontology annotation, biological process: regulation of cell cycle. Bases 1149 to 1610 code for a protein of 153 amino acids. The record is from RefSeq and is a predicted model, not a curated record. NCBI's taxonomy places the organism in Eukaryota, Metazoa, Chordata, Actinopteri, Blenniiformes, Blenniidae.
UUAUUAAUUAUUUAUGGACAAAAUAUAAUUUACAUCAGUCUGUAAUUCAGAUAAUUUUUAGGCCAGCAGAGAAGGCUUUGCAGGCCCUGACGGCCCACCGCUGCAUUUCAUGAUAGAGAUAUACGUAUGCUUUAUACAUGCACAAAUAUGCAUAGAUAUGCAUAUUUGUGAAGUUUUGCUGGGAACCACAAAGUCAUUUAUUUUACAUGCAGUUUCAAUGAAAAGCUUAAAAUAGGAAAUCAUCUUUGUGAAUGAUACAAAUUCUUCCUUUUUUGUGAAAGCUGUUCACAGUCUGUAAAAGGAAAUGUUGGGUGAAAUUUUGAUUUUCAGCUCAAGAGUAACUCAAGAUCAAACCAAAGAUUAACAACAAUGUCCUUAGGGGACCUCUUGUGAGGUCGUAGUUAAAGGAUAGUUACAUAGCUGACUUACAGAUGUAAUUACAAAAACAUGCAACGCCUCGUCUGCUAUUUUUUCAAUCGUCCCAGUAAUUAAGACUGGCUGAAGAUGCUGCUUUUUUCACUAAGAUCAUUAAUGAUGCACUUGUAUGCAGUCUGGAAGGACUGUGCUCGUCCUCAUGGGACCUUUUUGUGCGUUUGCCCUGGAACUCAUGACAGUUUUACAACAUGAGGUUAUGUAUACUUAUUGUUGUUGUUCCCGCAAUCGACCGCUAGAGGGCAACCAUCACUCAACCAUCAAUGCACAGUUAUGGAAACUCAAUGUUAUGAAAAUAUGUUGGUAUCUGAUGUUGCACAAGCUUACAUCUUGUGGUGAUUAUAUGACUUUUCCAGACUAUUUUGUUAUUAUAAUUACAUGUUUUAUUUUGUUUGUUUGUUUUAAUUUAAUAUUUGCAUCAUGCAGCAGAGGGACGCUGCAGAUUCAUCUCCGUGCUGUGGAAAUUCAUCCCUUAAAGCAAACAAAUAAAACCCCAGGAGCCCGCAUGACAAAGGAAGACGUGGGUUGUGUGUGAAGCCAAUGGCAGAGCUGUGUUAGUUUCGGUGCCUCCCUCCAGUCAGGCGCGGUAUAAAUGCAGUUUCGCAACCCGCUUCACAACAAACGCCGCAGACGCGCCUGGAGAGAAACCGCUGGACUGCCGAAGCCCCACAACGACCUCACGCACUGGAAUUACAUUUUUAAUCAUAACAACAGUCAUGAUUCCCGAGGAAAGUUUUGCAUCUAUCGAAAACAGGAUGCAGUCUGCAGGCCUGGCCCUGGUGGAGCUGCUGGUCACGGCCCAGAAGCAAGACUGCCUGACUGUUGGCAUUUAUGAGUCAGCCAAGCUUCUCAAUUCGGAUCCAGACAGUGUGGUCCUGUGUGUUCUGGCAGCGGACGACGAAGACGACGUAGCCCUGCAGAUCCACUUCACGCUCCUGCAGUCCUUCUGCUGUGACAACGGCAUCACCAUCCUGCGAGUUUCGGGGGUUCAGCGGCUCCAGCAGCUGCUGGGAGCCGUGGAUGCAAACAGGAAUCAGGAGGAGCGCGGAGACCUCCACUGCCUGCUGGUCACGAACCCUCAAGCAGAUCACUGCAGACUACAAGAGGUGGGAACCUACUGCCAAGAAAGCCGCCGCCUUGACCAGUGGGUCCCUGAACUGGUCCUUCAGGAACGCUGAAGGGCCCCGAUACCCCCCCAAAAAAAACAAACAGGAACUGUCUGAGUCCAGAUACCGAAGUAUCACGAUGCUCAAGCAGGAAUGUCC